UACAGAUUUUCUCGCGAGAGUUGCCCACUAGAAAUGGUGAAGCGACCUGAGGGAAUUUUUAGUUUGCUUUGCAGCGAGAGGACAGCAUCGUACAACAGAAAUUACACUUGCUGUGAGGUCGGAAGCUUUUUUAAAAAACCGGUUAUAGGCAGGAAUUCAGUGUGUAAACGGGAAUAUAUGUAAACUCCAGUAAAGCGCUUUGAUGUGAACAUGGGCGGCGCUUUCCGUCUGCGCUCGUCUAGAGGAGAGAAAACGCGUCCAUAUGGGGGGAGAGAGGAGAGAGCUCGGGGGGGUUUCAUGCACACUCAGGAAAUAAGUCGACUGCAUGCAUGAAUCCGUCUUCACUGCUAGAGGAUUAUUGAGCGAUUGCGGCAAACACACCCAGAUUCCUAUGAAAUCUCCACUCCGUCUUUUGGCAAAAUAUCACCGGGAUGCGGCGGAGCAUCCCGGGGCUAGGCAGUGCAUGAGCCCGGGCAGCGAGCCUCUCCUCCUGGGCUGGAGAAGGGCCAGCAAGUCGGCGCAAGCUCGGCUGCUGAAAUAAUUUUAAAAAAGGGAUUGUUAUAAGGGGAACAGCUGAUCUUUUUACCUGCGGUUGAACAGCAUGUGCGGACUAAUCGUGAAUCAGACCGACCCCAUCACCGCAGCGAUGGCCGGGGUGAUGAUGGGGCACUGGGGACUUUUUGAACGUCCCGUUUCCCUUUAAAGAAAAGAAGGUUGACAUAGAGGCACAAAGACGCUCCGACCUCCAACCUGUGUCCACAGACAUGGAUAAACUCACCGUGAUAUCAGGAUGUCUCUUCCUCGCUGCAGACAUCUUCGCCAUCGCCAGCAUCGUCAACCCGGACUGGAUCAACACUGGAGAAUCAGCUGGCUCUCUGACUGUAGGCUUGGUCCGGCAGUGCCAGACUAUUCACGGCCGAGAACGGACCUGCAUACCCCCGCAGCUGCCCCCAGAGUGGAUCACCACGCUCUUCUUCAUUAUUCUGGGCAUCAUCUCCCUCACUGUCACUUGUGGUCUGCUGGUGAUGUCACACUGGCGCCGCGAGGCCACCCGAUACGCCCGAUGGAUCGCCUUCACAGGGAUGGUCCUGUUCUGUAUGGCUGCUCUCAUAUUCCCAAUCGGCUUCUACAUCAAUGAGGUUGGAGGACAGCCGUAUAAGCUGCCCAACAACACAGUGGUGGGCUCUUCCUAUGUACUCUUCGUUCUGUCCAUAUUCUUCACCAUAGUAGGACUGCUGUUUGCUGGUAAGGUAUGCUUGCCCGGCUGACAUACCCUCCUCCUCUUUUUGUAUCUUUGGAGAAAACCCCCACCAUAGGAGGCAACUUGUGUUAGAAUUCACUGCUCCGUGGCAGCAUUGGAAAUACAACAAAACUGAAUCGUCACCAUGCUUGUAACUGGAGCCGGAGGCAGUGCGUUGCAUCUGUCCAUCUGUUUGUUCAGAGGCUGAGCAGGUGCAGGGAGCUGGGCCCUCAUCAUCGUCCGUCCUGAGUGAUGAGUGUUAGGUGGUGAACAGACAGGAGAAUAUUAAAAAAAAACUUGAUGGGAAUGGAUUAAAACAUCAGGAUUUACUGUGUUAUUGGUCAUCUUAAGAAUUAAUGACGGAUAAUUCUUCUCAUCCCAUCAACCAAGAUGCACAUAUUGGGAUUAGACUGAUGUCAGGCCUGAUUGCGGCCAAAAAUUGCCUCCAACAUAAUGAGAUUCUCCCCUGAGUAUGACUAGAGUACAUGAAAAAACUGCUUUAUUUAUUUGUUAUUUUGUAUUUUUUUUUAUUAAAAGGCCUGUUGUAUUCCAGAGUUUCCCUGCCAUUAAUAUGUCUUGUGUAUCACCUUGCCUUAAAGAGCUGUUAACCUUAAAAUAACUACCACAUAGUUGACUUUUAGUUGAGGGUUUUAAUGUGGGAUCAAUUCUAAAAUUCUGGAUGUGUGAAAUGAGUCAGCAUAAAAAUGAACUGGAAUAUAAAUUGGGGUAAAAUCAACAUCUGUCCAAAAUGAUUGUGUUGGUCAACAUUCAAAAACUUCUCUAUAUCAAGUUGUGUCCAUGGAUCUCUUGCCGGAUUAUAUGAUGCUGUUGAAUGUUGAGCUAAUUUAAGGGUCCAGGACCAGAGCAAGACUGACAUUAACAGGUGAAACCUGUUCCGGUCUUAGUUAAAACAUUUUUAUUUUAGUGAUGUAGUGAAUGUAUUAUUCACCUUUAUUGAAUAUUUCCUGUUGUUUGAACACUGUAUCAAGAAAUGACUAAAUCUAUGACUAGUUUGUUUGAUACAUCUGGGACUUCAUCUCUGUAUAAAUGAACAAACAGCCAGUCUGUCAUUUUAUAGAAGCACUAUGAUAUUCAUGAAUGAGCAUGGUGGAUCUCAUCUCAUUAAAAAUAUCUUUGGAACACUAA
Thunnus maccoyii (southern bluefin tuna) is the source of this 2386-nucleotide messenger RNA. RefSeq lists its product as uncharacterized. The record is from RefSeq and is a predicted model, not a curated record. Bases 765 to 1268 code for a protein of 167 amino acids. Gene Ontology annotation, biological process: negative regulation of smoothened signaling pathway. The transcript has 3 exons. Gene Ontology annotation, cellular component: ciliary membrane; Golgi apparatus. Lineage: Eukaryota; Metazoa; Chordata; Actinopteri; Scombriformes; Scombridae.